AUGACAACUUCGACGACAAAUUGGGACAGCGGUAUGGAUUACGGCUUUUUCGCGAUAAGAUCGAUGAUGUGGACAGUCGGGUUGUGGCCCGUACAACGAAACAACGUAAUUUACACGAUGCAGUGGCUGGUGGCGUUCGCGAUAGGGUCUCUCACAAUGCUCAACGUGCUGAUAGAAUCGUUCAGGAGCUGCGGUAUCGCGCGGGACGGUCUGGAGAUUUUUCGUCUAAUUGAGAGCUGCGUGCACGCGUGGCUGAAUCUGAUCUUUCCGCGCAUUUAUAUGAAAAAACUCGCGGUCAACGUGAAUUCCGCGAUCGACGACUGGUCGUCUCCGUUUAUGAGGAAAGAAUCGCGCGCGACAAUGACGGCGUACGCGCGUACGGGGCGAUUGGUCGCAUUGGCUCAAUUGGCUGUCGGCUCUGCGGGAAGCGUCUUGUGGUUCGCUUCCGUCUUCCUCGACAACAGGCGAAAGGUCGCGAGCAACAACAACGCGACCACGUGGAACUUCGUCCUUCCGUCAACGUGUCUGUACAAAGGAGUUUCCUAUUCCACGUACGAACUACUGUUCGCCAUGCAAAUAGUUCAGGGAACUGUGGUAUUCAUAGCGGAAUGUGCGUGUGACAGCUUUUUCUUCAGCAUCACCGUGCAUCUCUGCGGCCAGCUCGAGCUUCUCAAAAUGAAAUUUACGGAGAUCGACAAAAACUCGGAUAACAAACAUCGAAAUGGAAAUAUCUUGGGACCGUUGGUCGAGAGACAUUGUCAUCUAAUAGUAUUGGCCAGAAAUAUCGAGGACGCUUUCAACAUCUACAUUUUACUGCGGCUCUUGAUAAUCAACAUAGUUAUUGCAACUGGAGGAAUAAAUGUCAUCCUGUUGUUUAACGAUCACGAUUACAAGGGAGUGUUAAAAAUAAUAACGGCCAUUCAGUUUUACAUGGUGCAAAUCUUUUUGUACACAUACGCCGGUGAUAUAUUGCAGAAUCAAAGUCUGUCAAUCUUGUCCGCCGUAUACAACUCCACGUGGUACGAAAUGUCGCCCGUUACGGUGAAGGAUUUGGUAUUUGUCAUGAUGAGAACGAAGAUUCCACUUCGAAUUAGCGCUGGAAAAUUUUUCUAUCUCACGCGAGCCACGAUGACGGAUAUUUUGAAAACCACAUUGUCGUAUAUUUCGUUCUUGCGAGUGACAAUGGAAAACUAA
Pseudomyrmex gracilis is the source of this 1194-nucleotide messenger RNA. RefSeq names its product odorant receptor 22c-like. The transcript is spliced from 4 exons. The record is from RefSeq and is a predicted model, not a curated record. Gene Ontology annotation, biological process: detection of chemical stimulus involved in sensory perception of smell; sensory perception of smell. NCBI's taxonomy places the organism in Eukaryota, Metazoa, Arthropoda, Insecta, Hymenoptera, Formicidae. Bases 1 to 1194 code for a protein of 397 amino acids. Gene Ontology annotation, cellular component: plasma membrane. Gene Ontology annotation, molecular function: olfactory receptor activity; odorant binding.